Molecule: messenger RNA, 2232 nt
Organism: Striga hermonthica
Lineage: Eukaryota; Viridiplantae; Streptophyta; Magnoliopsida; Lamiales; Orobanchaceae
Source: the annotation of a GenBank genome assembly
AUGGUGCUAGCGGUGUCCAUGUCGAGGCCCGGUUGUCCCGAAAAGUGUGGAAAUGUUACAAUUCCCUAUCCUUUUGGGGUUGGUGUUGGAUGCUACGCAAAUUCCUCAUUUGCCGUUGUCUGUCGAAACACCACAAAUACUUACAGAACCUUUUUAAGGAGCAUCAACAUGGAAGUGCUAAAUAUUUCUGUGCUAGGUACUGUUAUUGUAAACCAUCCCGUGUCGCCCUUGAAUUGCUCGAGUGAGCCGAGAAUACAGAAUCUCACAACAUCACUCGUGGGAAGCCCGUUCACAAUCUCAAUGGACCACAAUUCAUUGGCUGUUUUGGGCUGCCAAACUUCGGUCUGGCUACGUGCUAAUGCGACUACCACAAUUGGUGGUUGUAUGGCCAUUUGUGAUCCAAAUUCGACCAGUGCAAGUUGCAAUGGCGUAAAUUGUUGUCAGACAACAAUUCCUGAUGGACUCCAGAGGCUUCAGUUUACUUACCAAAACAUGGGAUCUUCUAGCUCCCAUAAUAAUAGCUUUUGUGGAUACGUUUUGGCGGUCGAAAAGAAAUGGUUCCAAGAGGGUUAUAAAUGGUACAAUAGCCUCCAGGGCGGUCUGUCAAAUCCAUCUAACCAAGAAUUUGAGUCAGCGCCUCUUGUGCUUGACUGGGAAUUCAAAUUUGUUUUUCAUAGAAGUACACUCUGCUAUAAGGGUCGUUGCGCGAGAAGCUCCAACCAUUUAAAUUAUGAUGGAGACUAUUUAAAUUAUGGAGAAUAUUUAAAUUAUGAUGGAGACUAUUAUGAUAGAGACUGCUACUUUGCUAGGAGAAGCUACAAUAGUCAUAAGGAUAACUAUUUACCUUCAGGCCUGUAUUGCUACUGCAGGAAUGGGUAUCCAUAUUUUUCUGAAGGAUGUGUAGAUAUAGAUGAAUGCAAUGCAACUAAUAAUGCCUGCCAAUAUGCAAAUGGAACUUGUAUCAACGAGAUAGGAUCGUACAACUGCAUUUACGAAAUGAAGAACAUUAAAUCCCGACUCAAAAUUGCAUUCAUUAGUAUAGGCAGCGUGCUAGGUGCAUUAAUUUUUCUCGUUGCCCUUUGGAAGUCGGGAAAAGCUAUUCGAAAACUUAUCAAGGCCAGCCGUAGGUACAUGUUCUAUAAGCGUAAUGGCGGCUUGUUAUUGGAGCAACAGUUGUGUUUGAGUGAUAAAAGUGGAGUUGAUAGAACCAAGCUGUUCAGUGCCAAAGAGUUGGCUCAAGCUACCGACCGUUACAAUGAAAACCGUAUACUUGGCGGUGGUGGCCAAGGUACGGUUUACAAAGGAAUGUUGACAGAUGGAAGAAUUGUAGCAGUUAAGAAGUCGAAGAGGGUAGACGAAGAUGAUCUUGACGUGUUUAUUAAUGAGGUUGUCAUCUUAUCACAAAUAAACCAUCGAAACAUAGUCAAGCUACUUGGUUGUUGUCUGGAGACAGAAGUUCCUCUUCUUGUCUAUGAGUUUAUCCCGAAUGGCACACUUUUUCAACAUAUCCAUGACCCUAUUGAGGAAUUUCCAUUUUCUUGGGAAAUUCGUUUGAGGGUCGCCAGGGAAAUAGCAGGAGCACUUUCUUACUUGCACUCUGAUACAUCCCCGCCUAUUUAUCAUCGGGAUAUCAAGUCGACCAACAUACUAUUGGACGAUAAGUAUCGUGCCAAAGUGUCUGACUUUGGGACAUCAAGAUCAGUUGCCAUUGAUCAAACUCACUUGACGACACGGGUGUUGGGCACGUUUGGGUAUUUGGAUCCCGAGUAUUUCCAGUCGAGCCAAUUCACUGCAAAAAGUGAUGUGUAUAGUUUUGGUGUCGUGAUGGUUGAACUUUUGACGGGGGAGAAAGCAAUCUCAUCGGUUAGAGUUCGUGCAGAUGAGGGAAAAAGCUUAGCCACGCAUUUUUUGCAGACGAUGGAAGAGAACAGUUUAUUUGAGAUUCUUGAUCCUAGAGUUCUCAACGAGGGCAACAAGGAUGAAAUUAUGCUAGUUGCUCAACUUGCGAGAAGAUGUCUUCAUCUAAAUGGUAGAAGAAGGCCCACGAUGAAGGAAAUAGCGGUCGAGUUACAAGGAAUUCAAGCGCCUAAAGAAGGUCCAAUGUUUCCUCAAAAUGAAUUUGAGAUUCCCGAGUCUUACGACUUUUCUUCCUUCACAGAAAGUACGCGUAUUCUUGAGGGCAGCACACAGUGUUCACUAGUCGAUCAUCUUCCACUGCUAGAUGAACCAUAA